Chrysemys picta bellii (western painted turtle) is the source of this 943-nucleotide messenger RNA. The record is from RefSeq and is a predicted model, not a curated record. NCBI's taxonomy places the organism in Eukaryota, Metazoa, Chordata, Testudines, Emydidae.
CUCGACACAUACUGUCUCCUCGGACGCAUCUCUCUCCCCACCCAGCCUCACAAGCUCCUUCCUGCUAAAUAUCAGCCCCGCCCCCCGUGACCCCACCCGCUGGUUAGGGACAGCCCGGGCUGGGUGCAGCCGGACAGACUGUGCAGGGGGCACCCAAGAAGGUCCGGUAGCCAAGACUCUGCCCGGUGGCCCGGUUCGGCGGGAGAUGUGGGCCUGUAGCGUGGGGAGCUGCCUGCUGGCCGUGAGCAGCCUGGUGCUGCUCUGCAUGGCUCUCGUCACCGACUACUGGCUCUUGGCCAUCGGCGCCAACACCACGGCCCACAGCGGGCUCUGGCAGGUGUGCUUGCCCGUUGGGUGCCAGAGCCCAGCCCACGUCACCGGGUAUAUACAAGCCACACGGGCCUUCCUGAUCCUGGCCGUGCUGGCCACCGCCGCGUCCGUCCUGUCCCUCCUGUUCUCCGUGACGUCCUGUGUCCGCAUCCCUGUGAGCACCGACCUCCUGGCCUCCAUCGCAGCCUUCACCGCCGGCAGCUGCACCCUCGUUGCCAUGGGCGUGUACACCGGCGAAUCCUGGCACAAGAACCAGGACGGGCAGAUCCAACUGACCUUCGAAUGGUCCUUCUACCUGGGCUGGGCCGCCCUGCUGCUGCUGGCCCUGAGCGGUACCUUCGCCCUUGUGGCCCACCAGCGCCAGGUGGGAUACGAGAGGCAGUGACCAGAGCCCCGGAGAGAUGGGGGACUGGAUGGACCCCACUGCUGGAGCGGAGCCAGCGCCCCCUAGAGGGGAAAGGCCUCAUGCCCCAUUCCCUGCCACAGCCGGUCCCCGCCCUCUGCCGUGGGGCUGGAGGACAGCCGGCAUCCCCAGAUGCUCUAGUCGGUGGUUUUAGGGUCUGUUCAUCUUUGGGCCUUUUCCUGCUUUGAAAUAAAUUGUCCCUUUGCAUCC